AUGCAGUCCAUCAAGUGUGUCGUCGUCGGCGAUGGAGCAGUCGGAAAGACUUGCCUGUUGAUCUCCUACACCACCAAUGCCUUUCCCGGCGAAUACAUCCCAACCGUCUUCGACAACUAUUCGGCCAACGUCAUGGUCGAUGGCAAGCCUAUCAACCUGGGCUUGUGGGAUACCGCCGGUCAAGAAGAUUACGACCGGCUAAGACCCUUGUCCUACCCCCAGACCGACGUAUUCUUGAUCUGCUUCAGCCUCACCUCCCCCCCAUCAUUCGAGAACGUUCGAACAAAAUGGUACCCUGAGAUCUGCCACCAUGCUCCCAACAUCCCGCUCAUCUUGGUCGGCACGAAACUCGACUUGAGAGAAGACCCGCUGACGAUCGAGAAGUUACGCGAACGUCGGAUGGUCCCGAUCUCCUACCAGCAAGCCGCCGGGAUGGCCCGUGACAUUGCCGCAGUCCGAUAUCUCGAGUGUUCAGCCCUGACUCAAAAAGGCCUCAAGAACGUUUUUGAUGAGGCUAUCCGAGCAGUCUUAGCACCUGCUCCGCGUGAGAAGACGACAAAGAAACAGUCGAAAGGCUGCACCAUCUGCUGA
This is a messenger RNA of Puccinia triticina, 591 nucleotides long. RefSeq lists its product as uncharacterized. Gene Ontology annotation, molecular function: protein kinase binding; GTPase activity; GTP binding. Gene Ontology annotation, cellular component: cell projection; cell cortex; cytoplasmic vesicle. Gene Ontology annotation, biological process: regulation of cell shape; cortical cytoskeleton organization; actin filament organization. The record is from RefSeq and is a predicted model, not a curated record. The transcript has 6 exons. Lineage: Eukaryota; Fungi; Basidiomycota; Pucciniomycetes; Pucciniales; Pucciniaceae. Bases 1 to 591 code for a protein of 196 amino acids.